Molecule: messenger RNA, 2065 nt
Organism: Carassius carassius (crucian carp)
Lineage: Eukaryota; Metazoa; Chordata; Actinopteri; Cypriniformes; Cyprinidae
Product: zinc finger protein OZF-like
Exons: 2
Coding region: 398-2008 (536 amino acids)
Source: RefSeq, a predicted model, not a curated record
UGUAGUGCUGGAUGCUGCUCGGACGCGCAGACAGUAAUGCACUACACCCUUCAAAUAACUCACUUAAAGGGCUCUUCGAAGGGAGUAGGGCACAGGGAUCCUCACUUCCGUUGGUGUUCGCCCCAAAUGACGACGAACUGGCGAAGUCCUGUUUUUGCCGCGUCGCUUCACUCUCCAGUCCAGCGGGUGGCGCUAAACACAUUCGUUUGUUUGAAAAACACCAUUAAACCUCAGAAGAAGAAGUUAUCCGUUUAUACCGCGCUCUCUGUUGUUGUUAUGCCAGUAUGCUGCCUUAAUACAAACAGUUAGACGUGUUUCUUUUAAGAGAAAAAUACAGUUUUGGAAUCAGGUCAGUAAAUAACUGUUAUAUUCUCAUCCUCACAGUCGUGACUAAGUUAUGAAUCAAGCAGGAAUAUCUGGAGAAGUAUCAUCUGAACUGAGAUCUGCUGCUGUGAAGAUGGAGUUUAUUAAAGAAGAGAGUGAAGAGAACACGAGUGAACCAGAAACCUGGAGAAUAAAACACGAGGAACCAGAAACCUGGAGAAUAAAACACGAGGAGCCAGAAACCUGGAUAAUAAAACAUGAGGAGCCAGAAACCUGGAGAAUAAAACACGAGGAACCAGAAACCAGCAAAAUAAAACAGGAGGAACCAGAAACCUGGAGAAUAAAACACGAGGAACCAGAAACCUGGAGAAUAAAACACGAGGAACCAGAAACCUGGAGAAUAAAACACGAGGAACCAGAAACCUGGAGAAUAAAACACGAGGAACCAGAAACCUGGAGAAUAAAACAUGAGGAGCCAGAAACCUGGAGAAUAAAACACGAGGAAUCAGAAACCUGGAGAAUAAAACACGAGGAACCAGAAACCUGGAGAAUAAAACAUGAGGAACCAGAAACCUGGAAAAUAAAACAUGAGGAGCCAGAAACCUGGAGAAUAAAACACGAGGAACAAGGAGAAUUAAUUGAAGAAAAAGAGGAGAAUGAAGAAUCAAAUGAAGUUGAGGAGAAAAAUCGUGUCAAAACUGGAGGAAAACCAAUGAGUUGCACUCAAACCAAACAGAAAGAUUUAAAGAAAAAAAGAGUCAAGAAAUCUUUCACCUGCACUCAGUGUGGAAAGAUAUUCACACACAAAACAGGUUUUGAGCGUCACUUGAAAAGUCAUACUGGAGAGAAACCAUUCUCUUGUGAUCAGUGCAGGAAGCGUUUCAAACAAUCCGCAAACCUGAAGAUACACAUGAACAUCCACACUGGAGAGAAGCAGCACGCAUGUGAUCAAUGCGGUAAAAUGUUUUUAUGGGCUUCACUUCUGAAGAAACACUUAAAAGUUCAUGCAGAGGAGAAGCCACAUCCAUGUCAUUUGUGUGGUAAAAGGUUUUUGCAUCCACAAAGUUUGAAAGUACAUAAGAAAACACAUAGUGCUGAUACAGAGUACAUGUGCUUUGAGUGUGAAAAGACUUUUAGUUCAGUGAGCAGUUUAAAACAGCACCAGAGGAUCCACACUGGCGAGAAACCUUAUAAGUGUUCACACUGUGACAAGAGAUUCAGUGAAUUAUCACAUCUGAAAACACAUGAGAGGAUCCACACUGGCGAGAAUUCUUAUAAGUGUUCACACUGUGACAAGAGAUUCAGUGAUUCAUCAACUCUGAAAAAACAUGAGAGGAUCCACACUGGAGAGAAACCUUAUAAGUGUUCACACUGUGACAAGAGAUUCAGUCAGUCAUCAAGUCUGAAAAGACAUGAGAGUAUUCACACUGGCGAGAAACCUUUUAAGUGUACACACUGUGACAAGAGAUUCAGUAAUUCAUCAAAUCUGAAAACACAUGAGAUGAUCCACACUGGAGAGAAACCUUAUAAGUGUACACACUGUGACAAGAGAUUCAGUGAUUCAUCAAAUCUGAAAAAACACGAGAGGAUUCACACUGGAGAGAAACCGUAUCACUGCACUGUACGUGGGAAGCAUUUAAUUCAGUCAUUUGUUAUACACAGUCAUAUAAAACAAUCACAGUAAGGCCCCGUACAAAUGGAGACACGUUUAGCUGUAUAUGUACAUUUUUCCUGUGGUAUA